Diutina rugosa is the source of this 216-nucleotide messenger RNA. It is a transcript of the gene ATX1, whose product is annotated as copper metallochaperone. The record is from RefSeq and is a predicted model, not a curated record. Gene Ontology annotation, cellular component: cytosol. NCBI's taxonomy places the organism in Eukaryota, Fungi, Ascomycota, Pichiomycetes, Serinales, Debaryomycetaceae. Gene Ontology annotation, molecular function: metal ion binding; copper chaperone activity. The coding region runs from base 1 to 216 and encodes 71 amino acids. The transcript has a single exon. Gene Ontology annotation, biological process: copper ion transport.
AUGGCUCACUAUCAGUUUGAUGUCGAGAUGGCAUGUGGCGGGUGCUCAGGUGCUAUCGAGCGGGUUCUCAAUAAGUUGGAUGGUGUUAACACCGUCACUACCAACCUUGACACCCAAAAAGUUGACGUGAUCGCAAACGACGAUGUGUCAUACGAAACCGUGCUCGAAAAGAUCAAGAAGACGGGGAAGAAGGUUAAUGGAGGUAAGACGUUGUGA